GUUGUCGUUGAUUGUUUUUCGGCUUUAGGUGACAGAGAUAUGUAUGCUUUAAUGCGUUAGUUUAAUAUGUCGAUUGUUUAGGUUAUCACUGUCUGCUUUAUUUUGAGUAACGUUAGGCCUAUAGCCCUUUACCUCACAUCCAAAUGAGAAGCAGUUUACUAUACGAAGACGGAAUCAAGGCAGUUUCAGUCAUAUCUGACGCGAUGGCCUCACAGAAUAUGGAUCCCGCAGCAGCCUCGUCAACAGCAGCGCUGAAGGGCAGCGAGACGAGCGGAAACGUGUCGAAAGGAUCGGUCACUAAAAGGCUUCAGCAAGAGCUGAUGACACUAAUGAUGUCAGGAGACAAGGGCAUAUCAGCAUUUCCAGAGUCUGACAAUCUCUUCAAAUGGAUUGGCACAAUAGAUGGAGCUCAAGGAACGGUUUAUGAAGGUUUGAGGUACAAACUUUCACUGGAGUUUCCUAGCGGGUAUCCCUACAACGCCCCUCGGGUGAAAUUCAUCACUGCUUGUUUCCACCCAAAUGUCGAUGAGAAUGGUUUUAUCUGCCUAGACAUUUUGAAGGACAAGUGGUCUGCACUAUAUGAUGUUCGCUCCAUACUAUUGUCCAUUCAGAGUUUAUUAGGAGAACCCAACAAUGAUAGUCCAAUGAACUCUGCAGCUGCUGAACUAUGGGAUGACCAAGAAGCCUUCAAAGCCCAUUUGCACGCAACCUACAAGAACUGACCAUGAUCGCACACGUCUGCCUCUUGUUUUAUCUGUGUCUGUUUUCUUGUUCAUAAUAAUGUACAUUUUCUGUAAUGGGUCUGUGUGUAUAUUAUUUCUAUGUUGUAUUAAAACUGCUUGAAUAAAAUGCUGAUUGAAUUGA
This is a messenger RNA of Labeo rohita (rohu), 864 nucleotides long. It is a transcript of the gene ube2c, whose product is annotated as ubiquitin-conjugating enzyme E2C. The transcript has 7 exons. The record is from RefSeq and is a predicted model, not a curated record. The coding region runs from base 144 to 722 and encodes 192 amino acids. Lineage: Eukaryota; Metazoa; Chordata; Actinopteri; Cypriniformes; Cyprinidae.